Molecule: messenger RNA, 1812 nt
Organism: Molossus molossus (Pallas's mastiff bat)
Lineage: Eukaryota; Metazoa; Chordata; Mammalia; Chiroptera; Molossidae
Gene: DHRS13
Product: dehydrogenase/reductase 13
Source: RefSeq, a predicted model, not a curated record
AUGGAGGCGCUGCUGCUGGGCGCGGGGUUGCUGCUGGGCUUCUACGUGCUGGUCUACUACAACCUGGUGAAGGCCCCGCCUUGCGGCGGCAUCGUGAGCCUGCGGGGCCGUACCGCGGUGGUUACGGGCGCCAACAGUGGCAUCGGGAAGAUGACGGCGCUGGAGCUGGCGCGCCGAGGAGCGCGUGUGGUGCUGGCCUGCCGGAGCCAGGAGCGCGGUGAGGCCGCCGCCUUCGACCUCCGCCAGGAGAGUGGGAACAAUGAAGUCCUCUUCAUGGCCUUGGACUUGGCCAGUCUGGCCUCCGUGCGGGCCUUUGCUACUGCCUUCCUGAGCUCUGAGCCACGGCUGGACAUCCUCAUCCACAAUGCCGGGAUCAGUUCCUGUGGCCGGACCCGCGAGCCUUUUAACCUGCUGCUUCGAGUGAACCACAUCGGCCCCUUCCUGCUGACACAUCUGCUGCUGCCCCGGCUGAAGACUUGCGCCCCUAGCCGCGUGGUGGUGGUAUCCUCAGCUGCCCACCGGCGAGGGCGCCUGGACUUCACGUGCCUGGACCGCCCGGUGGUGGGCUGGCGGCAGGAGCUGCGGGCAUAUGCUGACAGUAAGCUGGCCAAUGUAUUGUUUGCCAGGGAGCUCGCCACCCAGCUCGAGGGCACUGGCAUCACCUGCUAUGCAGCCCACCCAGGGCCUGUGAACUCAGAGCUGUUCCUGCGCCAUGUUCCUGGAUGGUUGCGCCCACUUUUGCGCCCACUGGCUUGGCUGGUGCUCCGGGCACCAGGAGGGGGUGCCCAGACGCCCCUGUACUGCGCUCUACAGGAAGGCAUUGAGCCCCUCAGUGGAAGAUACUUUGCCAACUGCCAUGUGGAGGAGGUGCCUCCAGCUGCCAGAGAUGACCGGGCAGCUCACCGGCUGUGGGAGGCCAGCAAAAGGCUGGCAGGGCUUGGACUGGGGGAGAAUGCUGAAUCCAAUGAAGACCCCAAGCCUGAGGACCAGGGACGCCCAUCUUCUCUGAACAGUCCCCACCCUGAGGAGCCCACGGUUUCUGAAUCCUACCCCAGCCCUCAGAGCUCACCAGACUUGUCUAAGGUCAUACACCGAAUUUGGGUUAAAGCUGAACCUGAGCCCCAAGCAUCCUAACCCCCAGUCUAGGAUUCUUGUUAUGGCACUUAGUGACCCUUGAAAACCUUAGCUGUGUGCCUGUCCUUGGCCUGGCCACUGAGGAGUUUGCAGUUUUUACCUCCGUGGUUAUUACUUUCUGGGGCUUCAAGUUAUGACCUGGACAACAGCUCUUUUCCUAGUGGAGGGAAAUAAUGGGUGAUUAUUUCUUCCUGAGAAUGACAGUAACCCAAGUUUGAGAGGCUGUGUGUGUGUGUGUGUGUGUGUGUGCCAGACACCACUUCUCAGGAAUUUGGAUUUCGUAUUUUCAGGCACCACCCUCAGUGAUGUUGAUCAGUUCUAGAUGAGGGCCUGGGAAUUUGUAACUUGAUGUACUGCCAAUAUUGAGAAUUACUGAACUGGGCCUUUUGCGACCAUGUAGCUAGAUAGUAAAUUAUUUCCGUUUUACAGAAACAGGGUUAGGCAGCAGAGGUAAGGGAUUCGCCCAACGUCUCACAGUAAUACUAGGGACUAACAUUCGAAGCCAGGUAUUCUGGCUCCAGGGCCCGCUGCUGCAAGGUGGCUGUUGGGGAGCAGGGGGUGAGGCGAGGCAGGGCGGGGCGAUUGUUAUCGAGGCGCCCCGUGGGAGUAGAAGAACGCCUUUCCGGAGCUUUAGGGCUAGGCCCCGCGAUCCCGACCCGCGUGCAAUAAAGCGCGUUG